This is a messenger RNA of Apis cerana (Asiatic honeybee), 2626 nucleotides long. RefSeq names its product ceramide synthase schlank (gene schlank). Gene Ontology annotation, cellular component: membrane. The record is from RefSeq and is a predicted model, not a curated record. Gene Ontology annotation, biological process: ceramide biosynthetic process. NCBI's taxonomy places the organism in Eukaryota, Metazoa, Arthropoda, Insecta, Hymenoptera, Apidae. Gene Ontology annotation, molecular function: sphingosine N-acyltransferase activity; DNA binding.
AUGGAUAUAUUAAAGAAUGUAUCAUCGGCUUUUUGGUCAACUGAUGUUUGGUUACCGCCUAAUAUAACGUGGGAUGAUAUUAAACCUAAUUCAGAAAAUAAAUACACAAAUUUUCAACAUUUAAUUUAUCCUUUACCUAUGGCAUUAUUUCUUUUGAUAAUCAGAUAUGCUUUAGAAAGAUACUGUUUUGCACCUAUUGGUAAGUCUCUUGGUAUAAAAAAUACAAGAACAAAAAAAGCAACGCCAAAUGAAAUAUUAGAAAAAGCCUAUACUAGUAAAAAAAUUAAACAUAAACAGAUCCUGGCACUGGCUAAACAAUUAGAUUGGUCUGAACGACAAGUAGAAAGAUGGUUGCGAUUAAGACGUACUCAGGAUAAGCCAUCAACACUUACAAAGUUUUGUGAAAACAGCUGGAGAUGUUUAUAUUACACAUAUUCAUUUAUUUAUGGACUCAUUAUUUUAUGGGACAAGUUAUGGCUAUGGGAUAUAAAUUACUGUUAUUACAAUUAUCCAUAUCAUCCAGUUUCAGAUGAUGUAUGGUGGUACUAUAUGAUAUCAAUGGCAUUUUAUUGGUCUCUAAGUUUCUCUCAAUUUUUUGAUGUGAAAAGAAAAGAUUUUUGGCAAAUGUUUAUUCAUCAUAUAGCUACUAUUAUAUUAAUGUGUUUCUCAUGGAUUGGAAAUUUAACUAGAAUUGGUUCAUUAGUAUUAUUAGUACAUGAUUGCGCAGACAUUUUUUUAGAAGCUGCAAAAAUGGCUAAAUAUGCAAAUUACCAAAAAUUAUGCGAUUGUAUAUUUGUUAUUUUUACAAUAUUAUGGAUUAUUACACGUAUAGGUCUUUUUCCAUUUUGGAUAAUUUAUAGUACAUCAAUAAAGGCACCCCAAAUAGUGCCUAUGUUCCCAGCAUAUUAUAUUUUCAACUUCUUAUUAAUUUUAUUAUUACUUCUUCACAUGAUUUGGACUUAUUUGAUUCUUAAAAUUGCAUACAAUGCUUUUUAUGCUGGUCAAAUGGAAGGUGAUAUUCGUAGUAGUAGCAGUGAGGAUAUUUCAGAUACUUCCUUGGAUAGUACUCCAUUGAAUAAUUCUACAAAUUAUAUUACCAAACAAAAUUCGAGACAAAAAAUUCACUAACAAAUAACUUUCUAGAAAAAAAGUUAUUAUAAUGCAAAAGUUAGUAAUAACGCAAGAAUUCUAUUUAGCCGAGAGUUAAUUUAUUUCAGCGAAUUUAAUAAAUCUUUGCAUUUAUCAUAGUAUAAUAAUUAAAGACAUUAACUUUGAUAAAGAAAUUAAAAAGGUCAUUGACCUUUAAAACAUUCACUUGCUUUAUUAUUUUUAAACGUAAUUUAAUAUUCUUAUACAACGUAAAUAAGUCAUAAAAUUAUUUCAUACAUCAGUCAUUUGUUACUUUUAAUGUCGUUACAUGUAGAAAAGUCAACAUUAAGAAUUAUGAUUUAUUCUUUUUAUUACUAAUCAUUUAUUUGUACAUAUUUUAUUUAACAAUUAAGAAAAUCAUAUUUCUUUUGUUUUUUUUUUAUUUUUAAAGUAAAUUUUGAUUAUUUACUCAAACAAAUAAUGAGCCAAAGUUUAAAAAUAUUUAAUAUCUGCAAUUUCUAAAUCUUUUCAAAGUUUAGUGUUUCCAUUAUAUUUAAGAAUUUAUUUAUUAUUCUCAUACACUUUAUAAAUGUCAAAUAAUAUUUUAAAAUUUUUGAAUUAAAAAAAUUAAUAAUAAUAUUUCUAAUAAGUUUAACUUUUUUUAUUUGAUUAACCUUCCCCACUUAAAUUUUUUGAGAAUAUUUAAUUAAUAUAAUAAUUAAUUAAAUGAUAUUGUUAUGAUAUUGUUUCUUGUAUAAGAAUAAAUGUAUUAUUUUCUACUUUAUUCUUGAAGAUAUAUAUUAACAUAUAGACUAUAAAAGUUAUCAAAACACAUAUUAAUAAAAAUCUAGAACAUGUAUAUAAAUGUAUUCAUUUAUUAAAUAACAAACAAAAUGAAAGAUUUGUAAAUAAUUGCUUGUACCAUUCAACUUUCAUGUAUAAUUUGUAUUGUUAAAUUUUUAAACAAAUUUAUUUUUUUUAUAUGAAUUCAAAUUUAUACAAUCUAAUCUAAUUUAUAAAUUCUUUUGUAAUUCAUAUAUGUAAAUUUGAAUAAUAUUUUUUUUUAAUGAAUGUAAUUAUUAAUAAUAAUGAUAAAGGUUUAAUUUGAUAGGUUUAUAUUAAAGGUAAAUAAUGAUAGGUUUAUUUUGGAAAAUUAAUUUAUAAAUUAAUUUGGAUAUAUAUAUCUUAUAAUUGUUUAAAUGUAAUUAUUAAUAAUAAUGAUGAUUAGGUUAAAUUUUGUUCUCUUAAUAAUAUAAUAAUAUAAUUUUUAUAAGAAAUAUCUUAAUAUAAUUUUUUUCAUGUUUUUAUGUUUUUUAAUAAUAUUUCAAAUACUAAAAUCCAAAAAUAUAAAUUUUAAUUCCAAAAUUUACUUUAUCAAAGCUUAUGUUAAAUUACAUAUUUUUAGGAUUUUGAUGCUAUAUUGAUGUAGUUCGUUGUAUAUUCAUUCGAUGAAUCUGUGACUGUUAAUAAAUGAUAUUGUCGACAUUAAUCCUUUUAUUAUCUUUGUUACAAAAAAAAUAAAUAUAUAUAUAAAAUA